Mycotypha africana is the source of this 315-nucleotide messenger RNA. RefSeq lists its product as uncharacterized. The record is from RefSeq and is a predicted model, not a curated record. The annotation marks the transcript as partial. The transcript has a single exon. NCBI's taxonomy places the organism in Eukaryota, Fungi, Mucoromycota, Mucoromycetes, Mucorales, Mycotyphaceae.
UGCAAGAACAUUAGAGCUAUAGUGUUCCGCUGCCAACUAUUUGUCAAUGCCUAUCUCGUUCAUAACAAGAAUGACAUUCCUUCGAAAGUCUUCCCACAGCAAUUUUGGUAUUCCAUUGCGCAACUUAUUACGUUGAACGACAGCAUCAAAACUUAUUUUGAUGACUUUAAACAAAAGCAUCCGACAAUAGUACUUAGUCAUGGCUUCACCAAACGUUAUAGUCAUUGUCUCACAGAAGCUGCCAAGGAAAUAAGCGUUUCAUAUACUAACUUCAUUGUUGAGCUUUUUGAGAAGCGAAUGCUUAAAUAUUUCCUG